AUGAAUAUGACAGAAUUAGAUGAGUUACAAUGGAAAUCACCAGAAUGGAUCCAAACUUUUGGUUUAAGAACGGAUAAUGUAUUAGAUUAUUUUGCAGAAUCACCAUUUUUUGACAAGACAUCGAAUAAUCAUGUUAUAAAAAUGCAAAGACAGUUUUCUUCAACUUUACAACAACAACAACAACAAAAUAGUAAUAAUAAUAAUAUAUCAUCUAGUGAAAAUAAUAAUGGAUUAGUAUUACCUACAGGAGAUACUAAUAAUAAUAAUAAUGAUAAUAUUGAUAAUAACGAUAAUAAUGGUGGUGGUAGUGAUGGUAAUGAUUCUAAUAACGGUGAUAGAAGAAGAAAAUCCAAUGAAUUUUAUUAUUUAGAUGGGAUGAGACAAGAUAUAGUGAACCGAUACCCAAUACAUGCGAGUAUAGAAAGAGAGUUAAGUAAAUUGAGUGGGAUAGAAUAUGUAUUACUAACAGUUAGAGAGCCAGAUUUCUGGGUAAUUCGAAAGCAAUAUAGACAAAGAAACGAGAAUGAUAAUCAUAUGGAUAUGGAUGUGGAUAUGGAUAUGGAUAUAGACAUAUCCAUGGAUGGAGAUAUGAACAAGAGUACAAAGUUUACAUUUAAAAUAUUGAAGGACUACUAUAUAGUUGGGGCCAAUGUCUAUCAAGCACCGUCUAUAUACAAAGUGAUUAAGAACAGGUUAAUGUCUACUACAUUCAAUCUAUCUAAGAUACUUAAAGACAUGGAUAGAAUGACACACUUUGAACCAUUACAAGGAAUUCAAUUCAAACAAGUACAACAACAACAACAACAAGAGAAAGCCAAUAACACAAAUACUGCAACAAACACGACACUUGCCGCCACUUUGACGGCUACUCAGCCCUCGCCAAUGGACAGCCAACAAAACAAAGAAACCCUCACUGCAGAAAUGAUGGACAAACUUCUCACCGCAAGUUUGAAAUCCGAGCCGGAAUAUAUAUAA
Arxiozyma heterogenica is the source of this 975-nucleotide messenger RNA. It is a transcript of the gene MED6, whose product is annotated as mediator complex subunit MED6. NCBI's taxonomy places the organism in Eukaryota, Fungi, Ascomycota, Saccharomycetes, Saccharomycetales, Saccharomycetaceae. The record is from RefSeq and is a predicted model, not a curated record. Gene Ontology annotation, cellular component: mediator complex; core mediator complex. Bases 1 to 975 code for a protein of 324 amino acids. Gene Ontology annotation, molecular function: transcription coactivator activity. The transcript has a single exon. Gene Ontology annotation, biological process: regulation of transcription by RNA polymerase II.